Dendrobium catenatum is the source of this 1614-nucleotide messenger RNA. Its product is annotated as E3 ubiquitin-protein ligase SP1. Gene Ontology annotation, molecular function: ubiquitin-protein transferase activity. Gene Ontology annotation, biological process: protein ubiquitination; organelle organization. The transcript is spliced from 11 exons. The coding region runs from base 212 to 1246 and encodes 344 amino acids. The record is from RefSeq and is a predicted model, not a curated record. Lineage: Eukaryota; Viridiplantae; Streptophyta; Magnoliopsida; Asparagales; Orchidaceae.
CUCUCUCUCUCUCUCGUAGCGCUCCUGUGUUCUUCAAAGUUUGAAACCAUCGAUAGCAGACGUCUACUUUUUCGACCUAGGUCUCAUUUUCUUUCUGAUCCCUUCACCAUGAGUACCUUGCCUGGUCUCCGUCGUCGCUAUGCUUAUGAAGGAAUUGCGAUUCACUAGAAUCUAGGGUUUCUUCUUGUUUUGCCUCUUGUCGUCGCAAAAGAUGAUUCCGUGGGGCGGUGUGGGCUGCUGUAUGAGUGCCGCUGCUCUCUAUCUUCUGGGCAGAAGCAGCGGAAGGGAUGCUGACGUUCUAAGGUCUGUGACGAGGGUUAACCAGCUAAAAGAUCUGGCUGUUCUUUUGGAUACUGCCUGCAAAGUUUUACCUUUUAUCGUUACUGUUUCUGGAAGAGUUGGCUCAGAGACACCUAUCCAUUGUGAACAAAGUGGUUUGAGAGGGGUAAUAGUUGAGGAGACGGCAGAGCAACACUUUCUGAAGCAUAAUGAUGCGGGAUCAUGGAUACAAGAUUCUGCUUUGAUGCUUUCCAUGAGUAAAGAGGUUCCAUGGUAUCUUAAUGAUGGGACUGGACGUGUGUUUGUUGUGGGGGCUCGAGGUUCUGCAGGUUUGGCCUUGACUGUUGCAAGUGAAGUGUUUGAGGAAUCAGGACGGUCUCUAGUACGUGGAACAUUGGAUUAUCUGCAGGGACUCAAGAUGCUUGGAGUUAAGAGAACUGAAAGAGUUCUUCCCAUGGGUACUCCCUUGACUGUGGUUGGCGAGGCUAUUAAAGAUGAUAUUGGAACAGUUCGUAUUCAACGACCACAUAAAGGUCCUUUUUUUGUCACACCAAAAAAUAUUGAUCAACUAAUCUCGAAUCUUGGGAGAUGGGCUAGGUGGUGUCAAUUUGCUUCUAUGGGGUUCACAGUUUUUGGUGUCUACCUGUUAGCAAAGUGUGCACUACAGCAUAUCCUAGAAAGGAAACGACGCUGGGAAUUGCAGAAGAGGGUUCUAGCUGCUGCUGCCCAGCGACAAGGCCAAGAUACUGAAGAUGAUAAGUCUGUAAAGUCUGUAACAUCACUUGACAUUGCAAAAAGGGACCGGAUAAUACCUGACAUCUGUGUCAUCUGCCUUGAGCAAGAAUAUAAUGCUGUUUUUGUUCCUUGUGGUCAUAUGUGCUGCUGCACAAACUGCUCUUCGCAUUUGACCAAUUGCCCACUUUGCCGGAGAAGGAUUGAACAAGCUGUGAAGACCUUCCGUCAUUAAUAUCACUGUAAGAAUAUAAUAAUAAGAGCUGUUAUGCAUUCUGUUUGUGUGCUUUGGGAGUUGAAAAUCAAAUUUGUUUGACAACUACCGAUGGCAUUGGUGAGAAUGCAGUUGACUGAGGCGGAUAUAUUUUGUUAUGACUCUGUUUGAAAUGCUGAAACAGGUGUUCUGUUCUAAUUUAGAUUUCCCUUAGCUGUAAGCCAUAUAAGUAUCCUCGUUGCAAUGCUGAAGGCUUCCGGUUGCCACCAUGUACAGUUGUACAAUUGUGAAUCUUGUGCAAAGGCUUAUUAUGAGUAUUUUUCUUUGCUUUGUUGAGUUUGCAGAGGAUAAUGUACAAACUUGAAGUUUUAUAAAUUGUUCAGAAAACC